Molecule: messenger RNA, 1318 nt
Organism: Saccostrea cuccullata (small rock oyster)
Lineage: Eukaryota; Metazoa; Mollusca; Bivalvia; Ostreida; Ostreidae
Exons: 10
Coding region: 115-1302 (395 amino acids)
Biological process (GO): intracellular protein transport; Golgi to lysosome transport; protein targeting
Cellular component (GO): clathrin adaptor complex; trans-Golgi network; cytoplasmic vesicle
Source: RefSeq, a predicted model, not a curated record
GUGCUUCUGCAGUAAAGCUAUCAGUAAUUUAAUCACAGGAAGCAAAGAUGUAAAUUUUGAUGAUCCUUGGUCAAAACGUAGAAUUAGGUGGGGUAUAGCUAUGAUUCAUCUGGCAUGUAUUCAUUCAACUUUUUGUAUACAAUGUAUAUUACCAAAACAAUUUCCAGCUAUAUAUUUUACAUUUAUCAACUGAGAUUUUCAUUUAACCAUGACCCUAUAUUCUACAGAUCAUAUCACAUCUUCAUGGAUGUUUGUGGUGUGGUAUCGGAGGAAUCAUUACAAGAAAAUCUUCUCCUGAUUCUAGAGGUUCUGAAUGUAUUUUUGGCCUUUGGUUAUGUCCAGUUGUCCACUACAGAUAAAUUACAGCCUCAUAUCCAGUCCACACCGGUACUGACCAGCAUAAACAGACAGCCAACACAGGAUAUUGCAUCACGGGUGUUUGGUAUAGAAACAAAGACCACCCCUAUCCCAGCCACAGACAGACCUGUCAUAGCUUCCUCUGUCCAGAAGGAUAAGAGAAAGAAUGAACUCUAUGUGGAUGUCAUAGAAAAGAUCACAAGUGUUAUAAAUGCUGAUGGGAGUGUUUCACGUCUUGAGGUCAGUGGUGCUAUGAAGGUCAAAAACUUUCUCUUUGGCAGUCCACAGGUCAAGGUCAUUUUAAACAACAACAUCAUAGUUCAGCGGAAUUCCAGAAUAAAAGCUUAUGGAGACAAUGUCCAGUUGGAUAACUGUGUGUUCCAUGAAUCUGCCAAAGUGGACAAUGUGGACACACCCAGUAUACUGACUAUCUGUCCUCAGAUAGGAGAGUUUACAUUGAUGUCCUACUCUGUCAGUGGAGAAAGCAGCAUUACCUCCCCUUUUCAUUUUGUCUCCUCAGUCCAGCCACUAGAACACAGCAGGGAUGUGAUGGUUUGUCUGAGGAUAAAAAACAUGUUUCCUGUCACCUCUGUCAACCUUAGAUUAAAGUUUGGGGUCCCUCAGUCGGUGUCCAACAUUUCUCAGCACCUAGACAGCAGUGAGCAAACAGCCACACUGGAAAAGACAGACAGUACCAUUCUAUGGAAGCUAAAAUCACUGGCUCCUCACACUGAAUCUGUCGCUCAGUUUCGGUUGAUAAGUCAAAGCGGUGCACUAAACAGGGAAGACGUUGGACCUCUUAGAAUGGAGUUUGAAAUUUCUGGCCAUCUUCUCUCAGGGAUGAAGAUAAAAACUGUGAAAAUUGUAAAUCAAGAGCAGACAACUCCCCAGAAGUGGUUGAGAUACAUAACUGUCAGUGAUUCAUUUCUUGUCAAACUUGUGUAGCAAUGUAAACGAAGAG